Molecule: messenger RNA, 621 nt
Organism: Adineta ricciae
Lineage: Eukaryota; Metazoa; Rotifera; Eurotatoria; Adinetida; Adinetidae
Source: the annotation of a GenBank genome assembly
AUGAAUAACAAUAAUAGUCAAACUGCACACACCCCAUCAGAACAAAUCUUGGAAAAUGAAACAAAUCAAAUCGAUAUUACUUCAAUGCUUAUCCUUCAGCUUCUGGACACAAAUCAACCACUGAUACAAAUGAAUUGUGCAAUUAUGAUUGCAAAUCGAACAGAAGUCAUUGAUAAUGUUCCACUACAUCAAAAUUUAACAAACAGACAACAAGGUCGACGAAGACAACGGCAACGAAGACGACAAAGACAAGCAGAGCAACGACGAAUACAACAACGAAAAUUUCAACAACAAUUACAACGACAAUUGCGCGAAUAUCAACGGCAGCAACGACAACGACGAAGAUAUCAACGACACCAAAAACAGCAGCCAAUCUUAAAACCAAUACGUGCACGAUACAUAUCAUCAAUUGAUAGAGAAUGGGAUCAUGACAAUGGGAAAACUCUAGGUUAUCCUGAAUACUUGAACCAAUUCAACGACGACUUCUUAGAAGCCUAUAAUUUUAAAAAAGCGAUCCAAACCAACUACGGGAACAAGAACAAUUGGAAGAACUUGAAGCAUUUGCUGCCUUACAACAGUUACUUCUCACACAGGAUGAAAUUAAACAAGAAAGUCAAAUAA